Molecule: messenger RNA, 588 nt
Organism: Adineta steineri
Lineage: Eukaryota; Metazoa; Rotifera; Eurotatoria; Adinetida; Adinetidae
Source: the annotation of a GenBank genome assembly
AUGUUGUCCGAUUUAGUUGAUGAUGAGCUUUUAUCUGGAUCUGCAACAUUACCAGUCUCAACAAAACCGAUGGUUAAUAUGACUAAUACUAGCAGUAGUAAUAGUGGUGGUGGCUCAGUUGUAUUAAUGCAGCCUAAAUUAGAAUCACAACCGGUUGUCUUCGACCAACAACAACAGUCGAAAAUGGUACCUAUAGCUCCUCGUUAUGAUUCUCAACAACAGUGCUCAACAAUUGGUAGUGCAUAUACUUGUUCACAUUGUACACAACCAAUUCAUGAACGUUAUUUAUUAUAUACACAAGAUCGUUUAUGUCGUGGAAAUUAUUGGCAUAUGCAAUGUUUGCGUUGUCAAUGUUGUGAUGCAGUUUUAGCUGAUAUAUCGUCAACAUUUUAUAUCAAAGAUAAUGCCCUACUUUGCAAGUCUGAUUAUAUUAAACGAUAUGGUAGUCGUCCAUGUUCAUUAUGUAGUCAAGUUAUUGGACCAAAUGAACAAGUUAUGCGUGUUAGUCCAAAUUAUGUUUAUCAUCUUCAUUGUUUUACUUGUAUUAAAUGUCAUGCACGUUUAGUUAAAGGUGAUCGUUAUGUUUUU